Molecule: messenger RNA, 940 nt
Organism: Aureobasidium subglaciale EXF-2481
Lineage: Eukaryota; Fungi; Ascomycota; Dothideomycetes; Dothideales; Saccotheciaceae
Exons: 3
Coding region: 101-847 (248 amino acids)
Biological process (GO): intracellular protein transport; clathrin coat assembly; clathrin-dependent endocytosis
Cellular component (GO): clathrin coat of coated pit; plasma membrane; clathrin coat of trans-Golgi network vesicle
Molecular function (GO): structural molecule activity; clathrin heavy chain binding
Source: RefSeq, a predicted model, not a curated record
CCUCGCCGCCGCCCACCCUUCAGCUCACUCUGCAGUAUUCAUAGACCACUGCCCUCUGUAUUACAAACACCACAGCUUGCACCACAUCGCGAACACCAACAUGGCCGACAAGUUCCCCUCGGUCGAGGACCUCGAUUCUGGUCUGCUCGGAGACUCCACCAAUGACAACAACAUCGGCUCAUCCUCAAUGGCCGAAGACCCUUCAGACUUCCUGGCCCGCGAGCGUGCUCUUCUUGGCGACGAUGCCGACCAAUUCGCAACUCCCGCCGACAACGCUGCUACUGUUGACGACGACGAUGACCUUCUUGGCGGAGGCCAGUCUCACCAGCCCUCUGCUGACCACGACAUGGGUGGCUUCGAGUCCAGCUUCCCUGCCAUUGACACAUCAAACGAGGGAGUAGCACCUGGCGGCACGAUUACUGGCUCCACACUACCAUACCAACCCAAAUCCAACCAAGCCUCAUACGAAGACGAAUCCGAACCCGACGUCAUCCGCGAAUGGCGCGAGCGCAGAGACAUGGCCCUCCAGCACAGAGACGAGGUCUCGCAGAACAAGAAGGAAGAGACUGUCAAGGCCGCCCACCAAGCCAUCGACGACUUUUACGAAAACUACAACAACAAGAAGGACAAGACCGUAUCCCAGACCCGCAAGGAGGCAGAGGAGUUCCUCAAGUCGAGAGAGGACACCACUGCUGGAGGUACCAGCUGGGACAGAGUUUCAAAGCUUGUUGAUCUCAGUGGCAAGGGUAGCGUUGGUGGUGCUUCAGGCUCGGCAAAGGGCAAGUUCAGAGAGCUGUUGCUUAACCUGCGCAAGGAUGAGAAGGCCCCUGGCGCCAGCGGUUACUAAGACAGAGAUACCCUUUAAUACGCUUACUGGUUUGGCUAGAAAAAUUGUAACAUUUUGAAACCAUGACCUUUUGAUUCUUGCAGACAUAUUCUU